This is a messenger RNA of Dinoponera quadriceps, 8685 nucleotides long. Its product is annotated as WD repeat-containing protein 20. Gene Ontology annotation, molecular function: protein binding. NCBI's taxonomy places the organism in Eukaryota, Metazoa, Arthropoda, Insecta, Hymenoptera, Formicidae. Bases 784 to 2766 code for a protein of 660 amino acids. The record is from RefSeq and is a predicted model, not a curated record. The transcript is spliced from 4 exons.
UGCCAUCGGUACCGUCAACGAGCGUCCGUGUAAAGUUCCCGUGAACGUUCCCCGAAUGUACGAACGCUCCGUGGGGGACAGAUGGGCGAAAAUAAAGUGAAAAAAUCAAUCCCGUCGGGGUGAAUAGUUAAUGUUAAAAAAACGUAGCGACGCCUUGAUCGCGUGGGGCGCCAGCGAUCUCGAUGCGAUCUUGACAGCGCGAGCUGCCGCCGCUCGGUAAACGCACACCACACGCAGGCAGUUUCAUUAUAGUACUUCAGGUGCUUCUCACCGUGCUCUCGCACUACGGAGCGGUGUGUGAAAGAGAGAGAGAGGGGGAAGAGAGGGGAGGAAGGGAGAGAAAGAGAGCGAGAGCGAGUGAAAGAGAGAGAAGGGGGAGUCAGCCCAGCCAAGCAGCCGGCGGCGAGUCGCAAAAGACAGUACUCGACGUUCGGCGGUUUUUCGUACGGGUCCGGUGGCCACGACGAUCGUGGCCGUAGGAAGCCGGCGGCCGACGGAGCCCGCCUUCCUGGUUCGCGCGCGUCAAGCGCUGCCCGCCUGCCGCACGGGCAAUAGGAGCGAAGGGAGUCGCACGCGAGACUGGCGAGAGAGGCGAACGGCGAUCGGGCAGGCAGGCGGACAGACAGACAGUCGGUCGGUCGGUUGGUCGGUCGAACGAACGGUCGGGCUAACAGCGCGCUAUCAGUGGGUACAUCGGCGGCGGUGGGCUAGGAAAGAUCGCGGCCUACGAACGAUUCUCCCGUGUCUGAUGAGCUCCUCCGUCGCGCCGCUGCUGGUGGUAAGAUGGCUGUGCAGUUGGACGGAGGAGGGAAGGAGGACCUGAAAACACAAUUCGUCACGCGGGAGGGCACGUACAAGCUGAUGACUCUGUCGGAGUACUCGAGACCGAACCGGGUCGGCUACACUAACAGCCAGGGCAGCGCGUCCGUCAGGGUGUCGUUCGUCACGCUGCCAGACCCAGCGGACCCUACGGGCGCGCAAGGCCUCGGUGACCGAAUGUGCUUCAACUUCGGCAAGGAGCUCUACGUCUACGUCUAUCGAGGCGUCAAGAAGGCUGUGGACUUGAACAAACCAGUGGAUAAAAAGUUAUACAAGGGAACCAAUCCGACCUGCCACAAUUUUAAUCAAACAACAGCGACAGCGGACAGUGCUCCAUUGCUGGUGGGAUUUUCCACAGGGCAGAUACAGCUGAUCGAUCCAAUAAAAAAGGAACUCAGCAAGUUGUACAAUGAAGACAGGCUGAUCGACAAGAGCAAGGUGACGUGCAUAAAAUGGGUUCCCGGCUCGAACAAUCUGUUCCUGGUGUCCCACAGCUCCGGUCAGCUUUACCUCUAUAACGAAGAGCUCCUUUGCGGCACCACCGCGCCGCAUUAUCAGUCGUUCAAGUCUGGAGACGGAUACGCCAUAUACACCUGCAAGACCAAAUCCACUAGGAACCCUCUGUAUCGGUGGGUGAUAGGCGCGGAGGGUUGUUGUAUAAACGAGUUUGCCUUCAGCCCGUGCGGCACGAACUUGGCGGUAGUGUCCCAGGAUGGGUUCCUACGCGUGUUCCAAUACAACACCAUGGAGCUAGUCGGCUCGGCGAGGAGUUACUUCGGCGGCUUCUUGUGCGUAUGCUGGUCGCCGGACGGACGUUACGUGGUUGUCGGCGGCGAGGACGACCUGGUGACCAUCUGGAGCUUCCACGAGAAGCGCGUAGUGGCGCGGGGACAAGGUCACCACAGUUGGGUGAGCGUGGUCGCCUUCGACCCGUACACGACGUCGUACGGGGACCACGAUCCCGACUUCAGCGGCUCGGACGACGAGACGAUGCCGCACAGCAAUCACAAUCACUUUCACGAGAAGUCGAACCGCCUGUCCACGACCUCGCAGAGCGGCGGCGUGCACUCGAACCGGAACUCGUGCGGCUCCGAGCUGAGGAUGUCGGGCGGUACGUGCUACAGGUUAGGCAGCGUUUCUCAGGACACCCAGCUGUGUCUGUGGGACAUCACGGAGGACGUGCUGAGGCAGCCGGUGUGCGCUAAGCAGAGACCCUCGGUAGCGGGCGGCAGCGCCUUGUCCGCAUCCGGCACGUUCAACAGUGGCAACGGCACGACAACGGCGACGGGUGGGACGACGACGGCGAACCAUCACUCGAACAAUGCUAAACAUAAUAACUCGAAUAACGUAAACUCGAAGGAGAGCGUGAGUGGUAAUAACGAGACUAGUAACAAUAGCACGAGCACGAACGCCGCGGUAGCGACGGUGAACUCACUGACGCAGAGGCUAGCGGGUCUUGGCUUCGGCGAGCGUAAGGGUGAUAAUCACAAGAGAAACUUUAGCCUCACUAUGCGCGGCGCGACGGGUGCAGCGACGACGACGGCGACGGCGGCGGCCAACAGCACGGUCGUGCAGAACAGUGGUGGCGACAAGACCUCGAGCAUCAACGCGAACACGAGUAGUAAUCUGAACAGUGUCGGUGGGGCGGGUUUAGUAGGUGGGGCGAAUAAAAAGGUUAGUUCCGUGAUGGACGAUCCCAUGAGAUUGAUAGGGACCGCCUGGUGUCCCAGGUUCGACGAGUGUCCGGUCCUCGAGCCGCUGGUGUGCAAGAAACUGGCGCACGAGAGACUGACCGAGUUAGUGUUUAGGGAAGAUUGCUUCGUGACAGCGUGUCAAGACGGAUACGUGUACACGUGGGCGAGGCCCGGCCACAUGCCGGGAAUCGGCCAAGUCGGCGGCGCCCUCCAUGUGGUCAGCCCGGCGGAAGGCGGCGGUACCAUAGUAUAGCCAGAAGCGGACACCGAGGCCGGGCCACGGGAUCAUCGGGAGUCGUCGUCGCGGGCGUCCGAGGUGCAGUUCCAGGCGACCUAUGCACGCCGACGUCAUCUGUAUUACGUGUGGCCGAGCGAGAGUUACUCCGGCACGGUCUGAGCGGGCGACUUCGACGUCGUCGCCGCUCGGCCGGGAAGUAGACGAGUCCGAAUCGACCGAAGAGAUUACGUUCGCCGCGAAGCCCACCAGCUGAUUUUGGAAGUCGGGGAUUUCACACUCCAACCGCGAUACAUCGCGACGUGAAUCGUCUCCGGGUACACGACUGCGUUCGCGCGGCGAUCCGAGACCGGAUUCAAUAACAGCCGUGAUCUGCGUGCAACUGCGUGAAACUGAUCUGACGAUUCCCCGUCCAGAUAGGCGGAAAUGUUGCUGAAUAUAAUAUUUAACGUAUGCUUUGCGAUGCCAUUGCAACAGCACGACGUGUUUCAAACGGGGAGAAUCGAGAAAUGUCACGAAAGCUCAAAAUGUCAGGGGAAAAUUUGAAAAAGUCAGGGAAAGAUGGGGAGAAACUUGAAGUUUUGAACUUUGCUUGUAACUUUGCGCAUAAUUUCGCCCAUAACUCCCUUAAAAUCCUUUCAAUUGUAUUAUUUUCAAUACUCAUUUAUUUUUUGCUGAAUGUGCAUUCAGGAUUAUAUUAUGUUGCUAAACUUUUAUUUGUGUUGCUUCUAAUAAUAUAAGCUGCCUUUCCUGCAAUCCCUGCUUCUAAAAUGCUAAAGUUUGAGAUUGCACAUUGCUCAUGGGAAAUUCUCCAUUUGUAAAACACGGAAAAGUCAGAGAAUUUCAAAAUUCAUUUUCUAUCAUAAUUCUGUUAAAAUAUGCUGGUUAAAGAAAAAAAUUGACUUGUUAUUACCGCAAUAAUUCCGGGUUAAUUACGUUCUCUUUCGAGCAAAAUAAACGAUAAUAUUUAUGAUAUCAGAAAAUCACAGCAAUAUUGCCGCAAUUUUCACAACAUCGGAUGACUAAUAUACUGACAAAAUUCUUAUGUGAGUGUGCGAUUUUCACGUACUUAUGUUAGUCCCGGUGAAAACAAUAUAUCAAAAUAUAUCUAAAUAUGUCUGUCUGGAUGGUAUCGCAAUUAUUGGUGCUACAUAUCGUGUGAGUAAUCGUGUUACAGCUGUAUUACAUGACAUGUGACACUAUCGAUGAUUACGUUUGCGGCAGUUGUCACAUGGAGAACGGUCGAGUCGAUUUUAUGUGUUACUAGAUCUAAGGUUUGUUUUUGUUCCUGCUCUGGUUGUACUAGUUCAAGAAAUGUGCGUUCCGAUAUUCACCGCCAAUACUCUAAAUCUAUAGUAUACGUAACAUGAACUAUAAAUGUGCAAUAUUGGCAGUGAACGCAUAUUCCUUGAACUAAUACAGGGACAAAAACGAACCUCUGUAAUUUUUAACAACAGCCUCGUUAGCGUUACGUUGUCGUUGCGCAGGUAUAAUAUAUAACAGAAAAUCUGCGCAUCGACAAGGUAACGGUAACGACGCUGUCGUUAAAAGUUACAAAAUAGGGCUGGUACUGGUCAUGUAAACGUAGACUGUGAUAUCUGUGUACAGAUGUUACUGAAUCGGUUUCGGGCUAUUGUGCGAACAUACAGUAUAUGGUAUGAACGCGUGUGUAAUUGCCGAGAGUGUAAAUAUAGAAAGGAAACUCUUCCUUUCCGUAGAAGAGGAUCUCUUCCUUUAUUCCCGAUUGUUUGAUCGUGCAAGAGUAAUGCGAGCGUGGCGAAGCUCAAUGCCCGACCACGAAGAUUGGUAGUUGGACGCUCGGCGAAAGACGGAUUCCAGCGAAAUUCUGUUCGAAUCGCCUACACUUCGCGCGAGUCGCGGUUCACGCGCAGCUUAACGCUUAAAGACACAUAUAUAUACACACACACACACGUAUACACACAUAUACACAUACAGUACUUUCGUUUAGUAAGCCGCUCUUCCGGUGGAUAUCGUUUCCUCUUCCUCUUUCUUUCCUCUUCGAUACUCGUCGCGACGGCGGUACUACGCGGCGGCCUUGCGCUCGCGCGCGCGCCUCUUCCCCAAAAAGAUCCGAGUCAGAAGCAAUCUCUGUACAUAUGUAUACGUGUGUAUGUCUCUGAUUGUGACGGACACGUUGCACCAUUCCAGAGCAAGUUUCGCUAAACGUCGGGCGCCAGUCUGCGCGCCACCCGGAUGAAGCGUUGAAAUUUAUAUAGACCUAAGCCACAAGACGUAUCGAUCUUAGAAACGAGCGGAAGGAUAGUCUACGGAUCUCUUAUGGCCGUGGAAGUAGGUAGGACACAUUCCCACAGAUAGAAACUAUUUUCUUUCCUCUGUUAAUUGAUCCACUUUCUUUCUCCCUUCUUUUUAUUUAUUUCUCUUUCCCUAUCUUCUCUCUGUCGUUACGAGUGUGUGACUUGGGUCUCUAUCAUUCUCAGUGAGCUUCAUUCGAUCACUUCGAAGGAGGUAUUCCACAAGGCGAUACUAGUUUUUAAUUUAUAUUUACACGUAAGAGUUAUAUAUAUAUAUUGUAUUAGUAAAACGACACACACUCAACACGUUCAUUUACCUCGUUAUUAGACGUUACCGUCGUCUCUUUCCGACCGCUUUUCUCGUCGAUCAGCUUCGAUCACAAGCAUUCCCGCGCGAGAUUCAGGGAUUAAAUAUCUACUAUUGUAUUUUAGCGCUUCUGGACGAAGCUCGUCGAGAUCCUUCUUUUGGCAGCACUUUCCGUUUCUUUGAAUUUUUUCCACCUUGGUAGACCACAGUUGUAAGAAGGCUGUAAAUAUUAUUAUCGGAAGCUGAUGUCUCGCCGGAAAAGGCUCUACGUUCCAUCGUCGAAAUCAAUCACGCCCGGAAAGGCCGCAGCUGCCGUUCGUGACGGGCGUUCCGUAUGAACGAAUUGUUAUGCUCCGUUCCAACGAAGUGAGCCGCAUCCAGCGCUUUUUCUAAUCCCCGAUAUUUACAGCUUUUCUCAGAUCGGGGUCUAUUUAGUUAACAUUAGACGGAACUCACGUUACGUUUCAUCGUGGACACACGACAGCACAUGGUUGCACCAUUGCAGAAAAUUCGAUCGAGAUUUUGUCACAGGAUGAUCAGGUCGACUCUCGACCCACCUCUCUCCCGUUUCGAUAUUGUUUCCGCUCCCGUCGUUGCACAUUGGUCUAUCUUGUUACCUUACUUCGAGGCACGACGACACUGUACUAUUAUUCUAGCAAGUGCAAGCUCGUUAAGGUAUGCUGUGAUAUGUGUGCUAUAAUACAACAAUAUCCAAGUCACGAAAUGAAAGUCACUUCCAAGUACCGUCAUGCACCGAGACGGACGUUCGAACUUCGGGAUAACGCAAGCGCUGAUUAGUUUCGUAAUUAUAGGCAACCGAAGCCGGCCUGCGACACACACCAGACUAUAUAAUUCGUCGAACGAUUCUGCGAGAAAAGAAACGGAACGAUUUCCCAAGGCGAGAGUCGACAGAGAUUUAUUUGCCGCCGAUUGCGAGCCGUCUGUACGUUCGCGCGAUCUUCUUCACAUUUUUUCGUUUUUCUAUCGCCUUUUUCUACUUUUGACGCUACCUCGACAAUAAUGACAUGAGUCGAUGAACGAUGCUAUCACGGUGACGAUUCAAUACACAGAUACAGUUCAGACAGAAAUUUCACGUGCCUCGGUUCGAGCAUCCGUUUCCUGAAAUUUCUCAUCGUUCUUCGCGAAAAGAAGGGAUUUUCCCCGUUAAAUAAACAAAUGAAUAAGAGAGAUCGAGACGCGCGUCGACGGGAAAGAAUAAUUAGGAAUUCGACCACGCGAUCCUCGAUCUUGGAGAUCAGGAAUUUUCGCUGAGCGAAAACUUCGCAAAAUGAAUCUCUAUCGACUCUCCCCCCGUUUCGUCCUCUGUUUCGCGGAGGAGACCGCGAUCUACAAAGUUCCUAUUUCGUAAGCUAAACGGCGAGCUCGCGCCGACAGCGCUCGAUUCUUCGGCCGACGAUCGAUUCUCACGAGGAAAUGUUCUCGGCCUUCGCACAGGAUGGACAAGCUCGUCGAUCGUCAACGUCAGGUCUGAAAGGGUUACAUCCCUGAAAGGGUUCUUACGUUAACAUGUAUCUGAAGUAUGUAAGUCGCGUCGAAGCCACGCGAUAUUUUGUUUCUUCUGGCCACGCGCACAUCGAGUCUCCUUUCGGAAGUUCGCGGACGCAUUCGUGUUUGCAACCCUCCGAGUGGUAACAUAUUUUCACUACUUUCGGAGUGGCAACCAAGGUCAUUUGUGUCUUCCUCGAUUUUUCUCCUCUUGAACUGCUCGGAAGAAUCUCCAAAAAAUAACCGGAACUUCCUUUACCCUUCUACUUGAACACCACAUAACUAUUUCGUCAACAAUGAAUUACUAAACAUUUUAUUUUUUAUGAUUUCAUUUUGAGAUACACUUCUUGUGAUGGUCCGGACGCAAAUGACCCUGGUCGCCACUCGGAGGAUUAAUUGAUAUCUACCACGAUCGGCGGAGCCAAUUAACGGGAAACUCGUGCACGCAAAACGCUCCUCGUGAAUCCGCGCGUAAACAAUGUCCCCGGCAUGUGUGAAGAACGGGUAAUCUCUCUGCAUCCGACGUAUUGGGACGAAAACACGGAGGACGCGGCAAACACCAAUUAUCGGUUAAUGUAACAAUUAAUGUUACAAUUUCCUGCUCGACAGUGUAACUGUUACAUAACACACGCGUCACAUUGCAUUUGUAUUGUUGAGUGAGAAAUUAUAACAUUGAUGUUAUGUUAUACUACUGAUUGUCGGAGUUUGCCGGAGAGCAGUUAUGACGUAGGUCGUUGAAAUCGCGUGUGAUAAGUCGCGUUUUUUUUCCCGACAGGUCACACAUACACACACACACACACACACACAAGUGACGCUCGGGAACGACUAAAGAACGAGUUCACUUCUCGGACUGUUAGUAACGAGAGACGUGUAAUUCGUCGCUAAGUAGAAAAUUUCGCGCGAAGUUGUUUCGAAAGGACGUGCAUUUUGUUUCCCAUUGGGCGAUUAAUCGCAGCUGCUGGAUCCAGCUAGAAAUUGUGCGUGAAAAAAGAAUUAUAUAUAGGACGUUGUGUCUGUGGAAUUAUUGCGAGUUCUCGAUACAAUACGAACAGUCUACUUCAUUCGGGUGUAUAUAUAUCGAAAUUAUUUAUUUUCUUCUUUUCCCGUUUUGACGCGGAAAUAUUACAUUCAUACCCACGCACACACACACACACACACACACGUACACAACAAUGGAGAACUUUCGAUAGUUUAUUCAAAGUAACGUCUCGUUGUACGUGCGAAUUACGUGUUCCUCGAUAGGAGCGUUUCGAGCGGCGACGAAGGGUGUCACUUUGAUUUACUGUUUUGAACUUGGAGCAACCAGUCAUUUUACGGCUUGGAAAUAGAAGGACACUUCCUUCCGCUUUCAUAACUGCGGAAAUGAUUUCGGUUGUCGGUUCUAGUCUCAAGGUAUUGAAUUGUACAAAUGUAACGAGACGUAAUUAACAUUGCAUAACAAUAACCGGUCGGACGCAAAUUACGUAUUAUCAUCGAUUGUCCGUGAGACGCGCGUUCGAUCAGACCUCGUCUGAUAGACGCGGACUGUAUGACUCCUCUGCGUCUCUUCGAUCGCGCGCACGAAAGAAAGAGAAAGCGUGAUUAAUUCGGAUAUGAUAUAUUCGGGCAUAAAUAAUAGCGUGACGAUUCGCGGCUAUUCGGGUUUGGUCCAGCUGUAUUACAUCCUCACUCACCGAACAAGUAAACGAGUCUAGCGUUUCUCUGGCAGUUUUUUAUGAGACCUUUCCAUGCAAAGAGCUUUAUAGCAUCGCGUCAGAUCUGUACUGUACUAUUCGGCGCAUUUCUCUUUGUUUGUUUAUAAGCGUGUACAUUCUUUGUAAUUGUAAAUGAAAAAGACAUUUCAUUGUUAAA